AGACUUCUAGUACUUGCUAGUGCUCGGAAAUAGAACAGUGGUACUCAGUAGUUUAUUGGUCUCUGGUGGUACUGAUUGAUAAUUAUAAGUGUAUUGUUCUGUCGAUUUACAGCAGUAGUGCUUGUAUUGUCUUGACACAUAGUUGUCACUAUCGCUAUUUGAUGCGAAAUUUGUUGAAUUUGCAAAGAAACUUGUGGUAACUUGUCGAGACCGGUCGUGAAUCUCGAAGUUAUCAAAUAAUCAUUUUAUGUAUUUUAGUGUAGUUUAGGCACUUGUUAUUCAAUAAUAAUAUAGAUUGAUUCCAAAAAAAAUUCAUGGAUGCUCAUACACAAUGAAGGCGAGACCAUAUCAAGUAUUGUUGCACGAUAUUGCAACAAAGAAGAACACCAUAAUACAUUUGCCUACAGGGUCUGGGAAAACAUUCAUAGCAUGUGAACUUAUAAAGAAAUUUCGAGAUGAUUUACAGAAGCCUUGGGGUAAGGGUGGAAAGCGGACAUUUUUUAUUGUCAACACAGUCCCGCUGGUCAUACAACAGAAAAAGUUUAUUGAAAACUUGUGUCCCGUUGGCGAAGUUGGGUCCUAUAGCAGUGAAAAUAACGUCGACUAUUGGAAUAAAGCGAAAUGGGAAGAGGAAUUAAUUUCACACCAGGUGCUUGUUAUGACGUGUCAAAUCUUACUCGACAUGCUCACACAUGUGUAUAUAAAAAUUGAAGAUAUAAACCUUUUGAUUUUUGAUGAAUGUCACCACGCCGUUGAAGAUCAUCCGAUGAGGCUGGUGAUGAAGCAUUUUGAGGAUUGUCCAACGGACAAGCAACCUCGAGUUUUGGGGUUGACAGCAACAUUAUUGAAUGCGAAUGUAUCAAUAGGCAAAGUGGAGACCACACUUCGCGUACUUGAAACUACAUUUCAUGCUUCUAUUGCAACUGUCAACGAACUCGGCGAAGUUUUAAGUUACUCAACAAAUCCAACAGAACAAUUGCAGUAUUACAACAAACCGGUGUUGACCGCCGCCGCCAUCGACGCUAUAACAAAACUACAGAAGUUGAUAGACAUGGUAAUGUCUGUUAAACUACCACGCACUAAACCCAAUUUAAAACUACAACCAGGGCAGGAGGAUAUUACGUCAGAUCCAAAAAAGACGGUGAAAGCCGUAAAAAACAUGAUAACUUCAAUGAUAAUGUUCAUACAAGAGCUAGGGGCGUACGGUGGGUCUGUUGGUAUACUCGCCUAUGUGAUCUUACUAGAAAGACUCAAAAGGAAGGUGUCCGUUAAGGAGGAGGAGCUUUUUUACAAAAUCGUCAUCACACAUUCAAAUGAAGCACGAAUGAUACUAUUAAAACACAUGGAAAAUGAAACAGGCUAUGAAAAAAUUGAGAAGCAUUCAUCUCAAAAGUUUUUACAAUUACUCAGGAUUUUGAAAGAAUAUAACCCCGAUGUCAUAAAUCAACCUGGAGUAUUGCUGAAAAUAAACCAAUCUAAGAAGCCGCUUAGUGCGAUAAUUUUCGCCCAACAGAGGUUUACCGCCAAAAUCUUAUUCAACCUACUGAAGGACGUAAAAGAAGCGAAUCCAAAGGAUUUUGGGUUUUUGAAACACGACUUUAUUGUUGGUUUCAAUAUUGACCCUACUAAGAGCACUCGAGAGCAGCAUUACCUUAAGAAAUCCAGUGAAAAGGCGCUUCUGAUGUUUGGAAAUAAAGAACUUAACUGUGUGAUAUCGACAAGCGUGCUAGAAGAAGGUGUGGACAUACAACAAUGCUUAUUGGUGGUGAGAUAUGACGUACCAGUGGAAUAUCGAUCCUACAUACAGAGCAAAGGACGAUGCAGAAGCAGUGAUUCCAAUUAUGUUUUAUUAGUCGACGCGGAGAAUAAGGACCAGUUUUUAAAGAAUUAUUGUAACUUCCAACGCAUCGAACAUCACAUUUGUAAAUUAUUAGUUGGCAACACUGAUGAACGAGAAGCACCGUCAGUGGAUGAAAUACAGGAGAAUUUCUAUGAUGAUGACGAAAUACCGCCGUACGUCACCGCGAAUGGCAACCGGCUGUCGUCCGUAUCCGCUAUAAGUCUGUUGCACCGCUACUGUAACAACUUACCCCACGAUUACUUCACAUCGAUCUCCCCGAUGUGGUACCAGGAGAACGUUAAAGACCAGAAAGGCAUCGUCAUGCCCGUAGUCACGGUCAUCAUGCCUAUUGGAUGUCCCAUUAAAGAAGAAAUAAAGGGCGAUCCGUUGCCGAAUAAAGAAUUAGCGAAGCGAUCUGCAGCGCUGAACGCUUGCAUCAAGCUUCAUAAGGCGGGCGAAUUAGAUUAUGCGACACUAUUGCCUCAUGAAUAUGCCUCCGUUAAUUAUGACAGUGAAGAUAUAAGCUUUUGUUUCCCUAACUGGCCGGCAGAUGGCGGUGACAAAACUAGUGAAUCACUUAUUGCUGGUACAAAAAAAUACACAAGAAAAUAUAAAAUUCAGUUUCCAUCAUGCCUUAACGCAGUUUCCGAGCCGUGCUAUUAUUUGCACAUUAUAGAGACGGCCACUAUGUUUGAGAAACCAAAGGAGUCGCGCGACCGCGCUUUGUACGACUUCCUACAAAGCGAUGAUGGUUUCGGCAUUCUAACGCAGAGUAAGUUGCCGAAACUAUGCAAUUUUCCGGCUUUCACGAAGGUCGGCGAAGCAAAAAUAUCCGUGGACGUUAAUUAUGCUGUCAUAAAACUGGACAAGAAGUUAUUCGACAUCGUAAAACGAUUCCACUACUUCAUCUUUGAUCAGGUACUCGCUGUGGCGAAGAAGUUUCUGGUGUUUGAGGGCAUCCAAAACUGCAUGUACGUGGUACCAGUCAAACGCAACGACGGAUAUGACAUCGACUGGGCCACCAUGCGGGAGCACAAAACCAUACGACCCGUCAAACCGCCGCCAGACACGGAACGGAUGUCUUUUUCGAGUCUAACCGUGGCGAAGCAAAAGUAUCUAAAUAGUGUGGUAACGCCGUGGUAUCGCGGAUCGAUUCUUCCAGAAAGAUACAUAGUGUCAAAUGUCCUCGAAUAUAAAACACCAGAGUCGCAGUUUGAUUCAGAAGCUUUUUAUACUUAUGCCGAUUACUAUUUGGCCAAAUACAACUUGAGUGUUUUAGGACAGAAGGACCAGCCCUUACUCGAGGUACGCAACAUUAGUACUAGAAUGAACUGCCUGCUGCCGCGCGCCGCCACCAUCAACACAUUCACCGACAAACAACAAAGGCUGGUGUCCGCUUCGCAAGGAGACGAGAAACCGAAAGGAUUCCCCGAGUUGUUUGUGCCGGAGUUCUGUAUUAAAUACGAUUUCCCCGGCGUGCUGUGGUACAAGGCAAAGUUAUUACCGUCCAUUAUUCACAGGUUGCACAUGUUGUUGGUGGCCCACGAGUUGCUAACGGAAAUAUCGAAUGAUACCAAGUACGGACAACCGCUUCUACGAAAAGACGAAGAAUGGCAACCACUAAAAGUUGAAAUUGAAAUUGUAAAACAGUCUUUAUUAUCGCAAAUUGAAGGACCUACCCCCGUCAAUACAGUCGACAGAAUAAAUCACGCGGCGGGAGAAGGCACCUCGAAUAGCCCCAAAAUGUCUUCCCUAAAAGACAGUUUGUAUCAACUACAGAUGAAGAAAAUCAACAAAGAAUAUCCUUGGGAUGAGAAAAUGGAGCCUGUGGACAUAGAGCGCAACCUGUCGUCGGUGACGGCGAUGGACGUGGCGUGCUACGACGAGUUCGCGUCCGCGCCGCUGCUGGCGCCGCUGUCGCCGCCGCGCGCCGCGCACGCGCACCCUCACGCGCCGCCGCCCGCGCACGCGCCGCGCCUCCGCGCGCACGCGCUGCAGCCGCCCGCGCACAAAUAUGAAGAUAAAUUAAAAAUAUUGGAGAAAACUGCGACCGGCCGCGGUCCCGAACUCCGCGACAUUCUCUCCGCUCUCACCACGACAAAGUGUCACGACACCUUCAACCUGGAGACAGCGGAGACUCUCGGCGACUCGUUCUUGAAGUUCGCGGCCAGUUUAUACUUGUAUCACAAGUUCCCUAAACUGAGUGAAGGACAACUAACCAAUAUCAAAUGUCGUCUUAUAAGCAACAGGAAUUUAUUCUACGCUGGACAAAAAAUCAACCUCGGCGGACGAAUGAAAGUGGAGCAGUUUAGUCCGCGGAAAGACUUUUUGGUGCCCGGCUUCUUUGCUCCUGCUGAAGCAGAGCAAUUAAUCGAGGCCAAGAAGAUCCGCCCAACGUUGUUAAUAGGCAUGUCCUUCCCCGAGGAUGAAGUGCUCUCUGGAGUGAUGUCGGGCGACAGUCUCAGAGCGAUUAUGGAGCGUUAUAACGACAGUGACGGUGCCACCGAACCAGAACCGGAGAGGGGCGCGCAGAACUCCAUGCAAUGUUACGUGCAUUCCCAAGCUGUUGCUGAUAAGUCCGUGGCGGACUGUGUGGAAGCGAUCGUUGGCACGUACCUGGCUAGCGGUGGAGUGUUGGCCGCAGUGAAAGUACUCGAAUGGUUGAAGGUUUUGCCUCCUCAGGAUAAAUUCGCCACAUUUCUGCACAAACGAGUGUCUACCGUCAUAAAUGAAAAUCAAGCUACGGUUGGGGACGUCGAAUUUCUUCUAAAUGGCUACAGGACGGAUAUAGAAAACAUUUUAGGCUACAGAUUCAACGACCCGUCAUUUUUACUACACGCAAUGUCCCAUGCUUCCUACAUCCGCAACAGGCUGACGGGAUCCUACGAGCGUCUCGAGUUUCUCGGCGACGCCAUUUUGGAUUUCCUCGUGACGUCACACAUAUAUGAAAACAGCGACAAACUCAAACCAGGCGAGAUAACCGACUUGAGGUCGGCUCUUGUCAACAAUGUCACUUUUGCCGCGUUCACAGUCAGACUGGGACUACACAAAUACCUUUGUUCGGAACUGAAUCCAACCUUGUCCAAGGCCAUACUGAACUUCGUAGAGCAUCAGAGGGAGAACAAUCACAACAUCAUCGUGGACGUGUUAUAUUUGAUCGACGAGGAGGAUUGUCAAGUCGCCGAGUAUGUGGACGUGCCUAAAGUGUUGAGCGACAUUUUCGAAGCUUUAGUCGGCGCGAUAUAUCUGGACAGCGGCGGCGACCUCCAGACUGUGUGGUCGAUUGUGUACAAGAUCAUGCACAAAGAAAUCUACGAGUUCUCCAUGUGCGUCCCAAAGCAGCCCGUCCGAAUUCUCUAUGAGAACAUUCACGCCUGUCCUUCGUUUGGCGAUCCGACCGUAAUUGACCCGGACAUUCCGAGGGUAAUGGUGCCGGUCUCGUUUACGAAGAAGGACCGUAUCACAGUGUAUGGCAUCGGCCGGAACAAGUCGCAAGCAAAACGGGCUGCGGCUAAAGUCGCGUUGAAAGUGUUGUGUUUGUAAACGAUAACGUCGGCCGACAAUGCUCUGCGCGUCACGUCUCAACUACAAAUCUUGCAGCAUAUUAUCGGAACAAAGUGCAUCGAUUGAGUUAUAAAAUGAAUUUUAUAACAUGCGGUAAUUUAUGCAACACACAAACAUUUAAAGGACUUUCCACUGCAUUACAAUAUUUGAUAAUACACUGCAAGAUGUCCCUACCACUUCCUUUAGUUAUUCAAUUUUUUUUAUUUGCUUAGUUUUUAAAUUGAUAUCCAAUAUGCUUACGGGAUGUUAUACAAAUGUAUUUACAGAGUAAUUUAAUGACAUACCGUAUCAUAUAAAACAUAUUAUUUAAUCAUCCACCAUUAUUUCUUUUUAGUUUCUCUCUUUUAUAUUAAUCUUAAUGUAUGUAUACAUAUAUUAUCUACUUAUAUAAUAUCUACUAGUAUCUGACAGUUUUAUAACUGUUGAACAUAACUAUUGAACACAAACGAGAUACAAAUUGCCUAAGUUAUAUGAAUGGAGAAAUAAUACAUGAUUUGGAAAAAAUUACACGCGUGUGGCAUGGCGCAGAGAGCAUUGCUUUGCGCCUCAUUGCAUUACAUCAUUAUAGUUUUACUGUGUUAUAAAAAGGAAGACUGAAUAUAGGCUAUGGUUGAUUAGUUUUUGAAUAUAAAUGAAAACAAUAAAAAAUAUAAUUUAAGUUCCGAAAUCAAUUUAUUUUUAUGUAUUUAAUUUUUCAUAUUAUAACGACGAAAAUUAAUAAAUAAUCGCGAUCGCUGUCUUCAGAUUGAUCUCGAAAAUAAAACGAUAACACCCCUCCCGUGUGCUUUGUAGUGAAACUUUAUUCUGAUUGGCCCAUUCCACGAUAUAUCCUAUAAUGUUGAUGAAUUUUGUUUUACUCAUUUCCAGUAGACGUACUAUAUUUUUUUACAGUUGAUAAUUGAAUUAUUGUUAUACAUUUAUUUAUUCAUAUUGUAUUAUGUUACCAUUAAAAUAGCAACAAUAACAAUAAAUUAUUGAAUAUGAAAUUAAGUCAAAAUAAAUGUAUGUGUUUGAUCGAGUGACCAAUGCAUUCGUCACGUGGUAGUCUCUCAACCAAUUACAGCACGACAAGGAGUCGUGUCGUUUUUUGUCACAUUCUAAACGGACUAGGUUAUUAAUUUUAUGAACAUUGAAAAAUAAUGAGAAUUAUAAUAUAUUUUGCGCGAAUUGAAAUGCAAAGUCAAAGGUAAGUGUAAAUACAACUGUCAUAAGAUUCUUCUACAACUUAGUUAUUCAAAAACAUAUCAAUCAUUUACGGACCAUAGUUUGGUUGAAGAAUUCAGUAAAACUAGCAGUUUAAUAGAUGUGGCAUGGCUCUCGCAUUUAUAUUUCAUAAUAAUAAUUUUGACAUGCGCUCUUUAAAGUUUUCGGUAAUAUUUAUUAUGUAUUUUUAGACUGACUGCCUCGGUAGCGUAGUUGUAUUGCAUGCCCGGUACAAUAGCGCUCUGAGGUCCUGGGUUCGAAUCCCGGGUCGGGCAAAGUGAUAUUUGGGUUUUUCUGCUCAGUAUCAGCCCGGAGUCUGGAAUUUGUGCCCGAUAUGGCGAUAGGCUCGCCCUCUAUCCCAUCAUGGGACGGAACAUACUUGGCGAAAAGUGGGUGCCCUAAUUGCGCCUCUGCAUACCCCUUCGGGGAUAAAAUGCGUGAUGUUAUGUAUGUAUGUAUGUAUUUUUAGAUUUUUUAUUUACAACUGGAUGUUAGCGACGACUCCAAGAUGCAAUUAAUUGAUACAGGUAUUCUAUAUUAUUGGAGAAAUGAGAUUAAUGUCUUGUGUAUUGUGUAUAACAGGAACACUGAAAUGGAAUGUGAAAUGACAUUGUAUGUAUCAGAUUGGUAACAACGUAGAUAGCAACUUGCAACUUUUUAAUACAGAACAACAUUCAGAUAUUCUCUAAAUUAUAAUAGAAAUUGAUAUUUUUAUCGUAAUGCAUGGUAAUGCAUUACAAAUUUUACAUUAUUUAGAUAAUAGGAAUUAUUUUAUAGAAAAAAAAUAGUUGAUGUUAACGUGUUAUUGAUUCGUGAUUGUUCUAUGUUCAUUUUUAUAGAGAAUAAUAUUUUAUAUAUAAUUUGUGCGUAAGAAGUUAAUAGAUGUUGGAAUAGGAUAUUUUACUAUUAACUAUUUUCGAUGGUGUUCAUAUUAAAUUGGAAUGAAACAAAUGGUGUUGCUGAAACAAAUUUGGAAAUAGUAUAAGAAAUAUUGACAUUAUGGGGAAGCGUGGGAACGUAGGCGGCAUAUAUCGCUAUUUCUCAUGCACAUCGCACACACCAUCAGUGUGCAUUCUACUAUCAUAGGUAUGAUAUUAUUCCCAAUCAUUAAAAGGUUCAUUUCAAUUUGGAUUGAUUUAUCAAAUUAUUUUUAUUUUAGAUUUUGGACAAAUAUAUGAAGAUAAAAAAAAAUCAAAAAUAGUAAUAUACCCUAUUUCGCAGAAAUUGGCUUCUUUACGUGUCGUACGUAUAGAAUGCAGUAUAAAGUUUCAUGCAGCAUUUAAUUGGUUUUGAUCUUGGAUAAGAACCAAUAUAAUUUAAGGCUCCUCCCCGAGCAAACGGCCAUUUAUAGCCCACGAGUUCUCACCAUAAGUAAACAUUUACUAAUGAUUGUUGUUAAAAAAAUAUUUUAUACUACCAAAAUAUUCCAUGUUUUCCAAAUUUAGUGGCAUUUAUAUUAUCAAAGUAAUGUAACAAUAGCAAAAAUUUAAGUAAUAAUAUUAUAUUACAGAAAUAUGUUUAAUUUUAUUUUUUGUAUGUAUUGUAAAUUUCAAAUAGAUAGCUUCAUAAAGAUAUGGUUAGCGCGCCGUUUUGCUGGGGAAGCACCUUCGAAGUCGAAGUAGUCUUCGUUAGUAUGUCUACGUAAACAGAUUUUUAUAUACUUCACUACUAUGCAUGCGAUUGUUUUCUAAAGUGCUUAAAACCUACCUACUGUUUAUGUAAAAUAAAAAUACUUAGAUGGUUUAAUUUUUAUGUAUAGUCAGCAGAUUUGAAAGUAGUAACUAAAA
Messenger RNA from Manduca sexta (tobacco hornworm), 8394 nucleotides. It is a transcript of the gene dcr-2, whose product is annotated as endoribonuclease Dicer. Lineage: Eukaryota; Metazoa; Arthropoda; Insecta; Lepidoptera; Sphingidae. The transcript has 34 exons. Gene Ontology annotation, molecular function: ribonuclease III activity; protein binding; deoxyribonuclease I activity. Gene Ontology annotation, cellular component: nucleus; RISC complex; cytoplasm. Gene Ontology annotation, biological process: pre-miRNA processing; apoptotic DNA fragmentation; siRNA processing. The coding region runs from base 332 to 5383 and encodes 1683 amino acids. The record is from RefSeq and is a predicted model, not a curated record.